This is a messenger RNA of Cryptotermes secundus, 3552 nucleotides long. RefSeq names its product putative inorganic phosphate cotransporter (gene Picot). Lineage: Eukaryota; Metazoa; Arthropoda; Insecta; Blattodea; Kalotermitidae. Gene Ontology annotation, biological process: transmembrane transport; monoatomic anion transport. The record is from RefSeq and is a predicted model, not a curated record. Bases 498 to 2087 code for a protein of 529 amino acids. Gene Ontology annotation, molecular function: transmembrane transporter activity. The transcript is spliced from 9 exons.
UUUAGUGUUAAAGCAGAUGCUAUAUAUAGUAACCACUGUGCUUUGAAGAGUUGAACUCGAUAUAGUAUUUCAAUUUUUAACAGUGCACAAUAAAACUCUAAAGUUCAAGCUACAGUUCAUUGUAUGGGCAGUUAUACUGACGUCUGAAAAGUGUACUCAUCACGUGGACCGUAGUGACACGGGUUUACAUCCACAGUAACUGGUUUACACCAGACUGAACAGACUCUUUCAAAAUUCGUUUCUGAAGUGCAAGAACUGUUACUACACUUACAGCCAGCCAUUAUGUGUGUACGCUACGGAUAUGAGAAGUGGAGGCAACACUGCAUAACGCUCGGUCGGGAAACGAACGAGAUAAGGUGCAGGCAGACUGUGUAACAAGUUUAUGCCGAAGUGAUCAUCACACGCGACCACGUGGCCUGGACGGUAUAUAGGGCAAUGCGAAGAACACGCAGAGCUUUAUCGCGGUUGAGUAGCGGCUCGCGAACGUGUGGUGUAAGAUGCACAAAGUGACAAGAGCUCAGAGAAACGGAUCCGGUCUGGGAGCCCACAUACCCGUGCCAAUAGACGAAGAAGACGCACGGCUGCCCAACACAGCAUGUAUUGGUACACGGCAUAUUGUCACAUUCAUGCUGUUCCUUGGGAUGGCAAAUGCCUAUGUAAUGCGUACCAACAUGUCAGUCGCGAUUGUUGCCAUGGUGAACCACACAGCCUUGCCCAAAGAUAACACUGUUCUGGAUGAUGAGUGUGAUUCAGACAACAGCUCAAAUAGCUGGGUAGCUGAAAUGAGUAAACAUAGCCCAGCGAAAUCAUCAGAUAGAGGCACAUACAUGUGGGAUGCAAAACUGCAAGGUUAUAUCCUUAGCAGUUUCUUCUAUGGUUAUGUGCUAACACAGAUACCAUUUGGCAUUUUGGCAAAGAAAUAUGGAGCCAAAUACUUCUUGGGUGUUGGAAUGCUUAUCAACUCAUUAUUUGGCCUCUUGGUUCCUGUUGGAGCUAGUGGGGGCAUUGCGUGGCUUAUUGUAGUCAGAUUCAUCCAGGGUCUGGGUGAGGGACCAAUUGUACCAUGCACUCAUGCUAUGCUGGCUAAAUGGAUCCCUCCAAAUGAGAGAAGUCGCAUGGGAGCUUUUGUGUAUGCAGGUGCACAGUUUGGAACAGUGGUAUCAUAUCCUCUCAGCGGUCUGCUGGCAGAGUAUGGCUUUUCUGGUGGCUGGCCCUCCAUUUUCUAUGUAUUUGGUGUCAUUGGAGCUGUCUGGUCAGUAGCAUUCCUGUUCAUGGUUGCUGAAGAUCCUGAUUCUUCAAGAAGAAUUGCUGAAGACGAGAAGAAAUAUAUUACUACUUCACUUUGGGGUGCUGCAGGCGUUUCUUCACCAAAAGUUCCUUGGAUGUCGAUUGCCAAGUCACUUCCAUUUUGGGCAAUUCUAAUGGCACACAUGGGGCAGAACUAUGGUUAUGAAACUCUCAUGACAGAGCUACCCUCCUUCAUGAAGCAAGUACUGCACUUCGACCUAAAAGAUAAUGGGCUUCUGUCAGCACUGCCAUACCUUGCCAUGUGGCUGUUCUCUAUGUUUAUAAGUCACGUGGCAGACUGGAUGAUCUCAAGCCAUAGGUUCACACAUGCAGUCACAAGAAAAAUUAUAAAUAGCAUUGGGCAGUUUGGGCCAGCAAUCGCACUGAUUGCAGCUUCAUACACUGGCUGUGAUCCUCCUCUCACAGUUGCACUGCUCACUAUUGGUGUCGGUCUCAAUGGUGGCAUCUACUCAGGGUUCAAGGUGAACCAUUUAGACAUCUCACCACGCUUUGCUGGCAUUCUCAUGAGCUUCACCAACUGUUUGGCCAACUUUGCUGGUCUUCUUGCUCCAAUGGCCGCAGGCUACAUCACAGAUAAACGGCCUACACAAGCUGCCUGGCGAGCUGUAUUCCUGAUUGCGUCAGGUGUCUACAUCGUCUGUGCUGGAUUCUACAUCUUAUUCAGCUCAGGCAAGAGGCAAGCAUGGGACAAUCCUGACAAUGAUGAGGCACAGCACAAUGGCAACAGCAAGUGUGAUGCGGAGAAGGAUGGUAUGAUGCUGCAGGUCACCGACCACUGACCUUGGUGCAGUGGUUGUUGGGCAGUGUGUUACUCUGUGACAAGUGUGUCUUCAUUUGUGGCACUCUUCAUGACUUGGAAACUUCAUGAACGUUGCUUGUUACCUGCUUCAAAACAAUGCACACAGUUUCUAGGAGUCUGUUCAGCUUGUUUCAAAUGAAUGCAAGGGAUCCACAAGCCACACUUAUAUCCUUCUUGGUUCUUUAAUGUCAUUAUAAGUGAUAUUCCAUUUUAUAGUAAUUUUCUGGUUGGCAGGCAUCUGCAAUUCUUAUGCAACUGGCAAAAAUUUACCAUUUCUAUAUAGCUACUUAAAAAAGUUGUGAUGCACAUAUGUUCACCUACCUUGUGGUAGUUCUCCUAGCCACCAAUAGUAGCACUGCCCAUUGUCUUCCUUCAUGAAGGUUCCAUUAUGGUAGAAGCUAAUUCAAUGUGAACUCACACUGCAGUAUAUCCUAAACAUUUUACUCAUCAGUCUUCUGUGUCAUGUAGGAAGACCUCACAGAAAAACAAGAGUGAAAAUGUGUUGUUUUGAUUGUUUAUUCUGGACAGUGUCUAUCUCCUUUGGUAUAUUAAAAUUAUCCUGUGUUUUUGAAGCUGGAUCUACUUCCAUCAUCAUCUCAUUUGCUGGUCUCAGUCACUGCCUCUUUUUGAUGAGUUCAGCUAUGUGGGGUCACUUCCUCUAUGCACAUGAUGAGUGUCUGACAGGUCCAGCUUCUGAAAUACCCUGCAAUUUAAAUAUGCCACUGUCACAAGCUUCUAGGUGAGCAUGUUGUUUCGACUAUAUACUGUAUAUUUCUGCAAGAGUUUUGUACAUGCGCUUGGUGGGAGGAAUUAUGAUGUCAUUAUCUACACUGUACAGUGUAAAAUGGUGGGAUGACUGAAGAAUUGGAAAGGAUUUGGAGGAAAGUAUCAUGAAGGCACUAUCCUUACAUUUGCCUGAGAAAAGCAUAGAGAAACUCAAUAAGCAUGGCAGGUGUCCCAUCCAAGAUUCGAACUGAACACCCCUUCAGUAAGUGUUUAGAAGUGCUACUGUUAUGACAUCUCGGUUGCUGACUGGUUCUUCAGUUACAACCUGAAUUUAUGCAUAUGUUUUAUCAUCUCGUAAUUCCAUACAACCACAUAAGCACAGAAUUCAUUCAGAUCCUAGGAGUCUAUGGAACAAAUAUACGUCUAUGGACAUGGCUUAUGGCAGUGUUUAUAAUCUUUCCCAACAAAAUAUUGUUCAAUGUCUUGCUCUGUACCAAAUCAGGAAAUCACAUAUCAUAAACUGUGUGUGCAUGAAUAUAUGAGUGUAAAUUUGUGUUCAUAUUACUGUUACUGUUUAUGUUUUGUUCAUUCUUACUGUAAUGUUUUCAUAAAUAUGCCUUUUAGUGCACUGAGCAAUUUAACAGUUUAGUAACAUUUUAGGAAUGAGUAAUGAAUGAUAAACAAAGUAUCAAGAUUAAAAAUUAUUCUGCCAAAGCAAA